Nasonia vitripennis (jewel wasp) is the source of this 5106-nucleotide messenger RNA. Its product is annotated as glutathione synthetase-like. The record is from RefSeq and is a predicted model, not a curated record. NCBI's taxonomy places the organism in Eukaryota, Metazoa, Arthropoda, Insecta, Hymenoptera, Pteromalidae. The transcript is spliced from 10 exons. Gene Ontology annotation, cellular component: cytosol. Bases 122 to 1573 code for a protein of 483 amino acids. Gene Ontology annotation, biological process: glutathione biosynthetic process. Gene Ontology annotation, molecular function: ATP binding; glutathione binding; glutathione synthase activity.
CAAAGCGAAACGCGCUGUCAAAGAAUCAAGAACUCGCUACUUCUCAAGGCGUGUGAAAAACCGCUGAAAACCUUUUUCUGUGUAACAGAGCAGCGACGUAGAGUAAAGAUAAACCGGUGCGAUGGACGUAAGGUGUCACGACGAUGACGACGUUGUCAAGGCGGCCAAGGAUUGGGCACUUGUCAAUGGGCUCGUCGCGCGGACAAGUAAUAAAUUGGAAGAAUGUCCAACCGAUCGCGUGGAAUUUGUCCCUUUCACCCUGUAUCCAACGGAAUUCCCUCGUUCGGCUUACGAGUCAGUGGUUUCAAUUCAGCCUCUGGUGAACCAACUGAUGUUGAAAGUGUCUCGCGACGGUGACUUUCUGAAAGAGACUCUGUCCGAAGCCGGUAAAGUCGACGACUUUACAGGACGACUACUAGAGCUUCACGAUAUUGUACAGAGAGAAGGGUGUGUUCAAAACGUCGAGCUCGGUUUGUUCAGAGCUGAUUAUAUGCUAGACGUGAACAGGUGCGAUGCAGGUGGUCAUGAAGCGAAGAGCUGCAAACAGGUCGAGGUAAACACUAUAGCAAGUGGUCAAGGAUGGAUCGGUACGGCUUGUUCCAGACUACACCGUUAUGUUCUAGAGGAGGCGAAUUUACUAGAACGCAUAGCCGAUUUGCCGGUUAAUAAUCCGCUUGAAGGGCUUUGUCGAGGAAUGCUCGACGCUUGGAAGAUGUACAACAACCCCAGUGCGGCGAUUCUCUUCGUCGUCGAGGACAAGCCUCGCCACAUCGGUGACCAGCGUCAGCACGAGUACGAGCUACGACGUCAACUCGGCCAUCGGAUAUCAGUCCUACGUCGUAGUCUGGGUCAGUUAUCUCUGUGCGCUUCUCUUUCGGAUGAACGCCACCUCCUGGUGGACGGUAAGGAGGUGGCUUUGGUGUAUUUGCGCAGCGGAUACUCGCCUAGUCAGUACCCGAGCGAAGCUGAGUGGAAUGCGAGGUUGACACUCGAGAGAUCAAGGGCAAUAAAGUGCCCGAAUGUCGGGAUGCACUUAGCAGGCUGUAAGAAGGUGCAGGUGAAGCUAGCGAUGAACGGAGUUCUGGAGAAGUUCCUGGAAGACGAGAUGGACUGUCGGAGGAUGAAGAAUUUCUUCACAGGUCUUUACUUCUUGGACUCUGACUCCGAAUCCAUCAUCUCGAAGGCUCUCAGCCACCCUGACGACUUCGUCCUGAAACCACAGCGCGAAGGCGGCGCCAACAACUUCUUCGGCGAAGACCUCAGGUCUAAGCUUGAGUCGAUUCGUCACAGCGACGAGCGAAAUGCGUGGAUCCUCAUGGACAAAAUCAGACCCGUCGUCACAAGUAAUCAGUUGAUCAGGCCCGAUGUGGCGGACAACAGACCCGUGGACGUCACGUCAGAAUUGGGGAUCUUCGGUGUGGUGCUGAGCAACGGAGAAAAGAUCUUGAGGAAUUUGGCCGUGGGUCACACGCUUAGGACUAAGCUGGCCAAGAGCAACGAAGGAGGUGUUUCCAGCGGGUUCGGUGCUUGUGACAGUCCGCUUCUGGUUGGAGAUAGCAAAGCUGUUUUAUAAAUAAAGACUUUUAAUUUUAAAUGUCAUGAAGUUUUUAGUUACAUACUGUUUAGUUAUAAGUUUAUACCUCGUAAAAUAAUCUUCGAUAAAAAAAACUCAUAUAUCUAUAAUACGAAUUCACUUUUACCUUUACGCGGAUAUACAUACGACUAUACGAGCUACUUUUAGACUAAGUACUUAUCAUUAUGGCACAACCCAAUCAGUGUGUGUGUGUGUGUGUGUGUGUGUGUGUUUGUGCAGUGACGUCGGUGCCACAGCAGCCUUUGUCUUUAUCUAUCUUUUUUUGCAUACUUAUACUUCUACAAGUUCUAACGCUCGCACGUUGACAUAUUCACCACCCACGCACUACUAUCAACAGUCAUCAGGUUUGUCUGCCACUAGCUCGCGCAGUCCGCACUGCUAUGCUACUGCAUUUCGUUUAUAUACUUUUACGUUGCUGCAAAAGAAAAAACCCUAUACUAAUACUUAUACAUCUGAAAUCUCAUUUGAAUUUUAAUGUUGGCAUUGUCUUCGAAUACCUCCACAUAGAUGUGGCAUCAUUGGAUCAUAUAUACAAAUACAAUGGGUUAAUUUUUCUUAGAACGAUCGCGUAUCACGUCGGAACUUGUUUUCUUUUCUUUGCUUAUUACAGUGUUGACUGCCUGACCGGUCGGUUGCAUUCUCGAGCAUUGUUUAUUAUACUAUUUAGAUUAUUGGAUACGCAUCAAUAUCAGCUUUUAUUAUUUUUAAAUAACCGUGUGUUUUUUUCGAAGCUUGAGUGUAUGUAUAUGUAUAUGGCCGUUUUAUAUCUUUUCUUUGUAAAAAAAAUACUUAUACAUCAGUUAUGACACUACAUUUUACUACAAUUAAAAUAAGUAGUAAUAGACAGAACAGAUAGUUUGUGAACAGAUAAUUGUUAAUCAAAAUUUUAUAGUAUAGCAUAUAUACAAUAUGUUUAGUCUACCGACUCCCAUUGAUUUUUAUAACUUGAACUACCUAAACAAAGAUAAUGAUUUACUGUUUGAAAAACAUGCUAUAUCAUAUUGUCUAGAACAAUUUGAUGACUUAGGACUUGAAGCAGAAGCAUGCAGAGAAAAAAGAAUGUCCAUGAUUCCAUUAGAUACAGAGAGAAAGGAAAUGAACUUUAUAACAUCAGUAAAUUGCAUAGUAAAAUAGUACACGAAGAAAUAUAAACUUUACACUCAAAGUAUCGCACUUGCUCCUAAUAAUACUAAAGAAUUAGCAAUGGGAUAUGGCAACAGGUCUGCAAUUUUUUUUGAUUUAUGCAAGUAUGAAGAUUGCAUAAGUGAUUGUGAUAGAGGAAUAAGCACAAUUUCAUCUGACUUUUAAAAGCCAAGCUCAGAUUUAGGAAAAUUGAAUCUCUGCCAGCUAUGGAAGAUGACAGAUUAAAAGCGAAAUGUGAAGAAGUUUUGAUAUUUUUACAACAAUCAUUACUAAAUGACAAAAUGAAAAAGGAAUUUAUAAAAAAAAAAAUAAAGGAUAUCCUGGAUUCUGAUGUGAAAAUGGAAUUAAAAUCAACAAAUAAAACAAUUAUAAAUACUUCUAUAGAGCUCCCUGUUUUUGAACAUCAAAUGGAAUGCCCUUGUGCUUCUACAUCUGCUGUGAUAAAUUAUAACAAAAAAUGGGGUAGACACAUAACAGUUACUCAAGAUAUUGAGCCAGGUGAAAUCAUUGCUGUGAACACUGUAUUUAUGAUGUUUAUUGUUCAGAAGAAUGCAAGUUAGAAGCAUGGAAUAAGUAUCAUCAGUAUGAGUGUAAUGUAUUUACAUAUCUUUGGGAUAUUGAUAAAGAUCAAAAGUCAUCUUUAGUUUGCUUAAGAUUCAUGCUCAUUUCUGUACAUGAGGCUGGUGGUAUAAGUCAAUUUAGAAAUUAAUUUUUCAGUAUUAUAAAUAAUAAAGAUCUUCGAACAAAAGGCUUUUCUGCAGAUGGAAUUUUUGACAACAGCAAACUAAGAAGUGCAAACAGUCUUCAAAAUUAUCGAAGUCAAACAGAUGCAGGCAUUGUAUCACUUAUGGCUAAGAAUGCUAGCGAUGCUGUAUACUACUUAACAACUGAAACAAAUUUUUUUGGAACAAAACUAAGUAAAUCACAAAUUUCAACGACGUUUGAAAAUGAGGAUAUGGUAUUCAUAGGUGCAAUCAUCUUACGAAAUUUAUGUGUGCUGCCUUACAAUGCUUUUACUCUUGAUGGAUAUCAUUCAGAUUACGAGAAUGAUAACAAAUGUGGACUCUCUGUCCAUCCAUUUUGUAGUUUUUUCAAUCACAGUUGUGAUCCAAAUGCAAAAUAUUUCACUUCAAAAAAACAAUGAAUUGGUAGUCUAUGCUAAACAUCCUAUUAAGAAGGGUUCACAGGUAUUUGUCGCUUAUUGUGAUGAAUACAAUAACGUAAAAAAGAGAGACAUUGUGAUGAAUACAAUAAUCUAAAAAAGAGAGACAGGAUUGUUUGUUUUCUGAAUAUAAAUUCAGAUGUCAGUGCAUAGCUUGUGAAAAAAAUUGGACAUCCAGACAUUUGAAAUCUUAUUGGGUAAUACUAAAAGACAAGCCUGAAUUGGCAAAAAAUAUGGCAAUGUUAAUACAAAAUUGAUUAUCAUUAAAACUAUCAUUAAAAGAAAAGAUCCAGAAGCAAACAUUCUUAUGUAUGAUAAUGAUACUGCAAAAGAUCUUAUAAACAUCCUUAAAACAUUAGCCGAAAAAGUCACGGUUUAUAGUAUCAAAUAUUUUUUUUUGCAGAGUACCUGCAUAAAAUGCAAAUGAAAACGUUUGGAAAUUGGCUUGUUGAAUUUCCAAAAAAAUGUUGAUUAAAGCCUAUUGUCAAAACUAUUUUUAUUGAAUUUAAAUGUGCUAAUUAUUUUUUUUUUCAUUUGCCACUAUAAUUACGCUGUCUGAGUAUUUGUUACAAAUAACUGCAUGUCUGCAUAUACUUUUACCAAUUUUUUCAACCAGAAUCAUUGUUUUCUUUCAUAAUAUUUUUUAUUAAAUAAGUUUGGACAAUAAUCUAAACUUUUUUUGAAUAAAAAAAAAUAGUUGCUAAAAAUUAUUUACAUAAUCUUCAGUGUAUGAUAUUAUAAAAUAAAAGUAUAUCAAAAUUGAAAUAAAGUUAUGAAACCCGAAUUAUUAGAUAACUAUGGGAAAAAAAAUAAAAAAAAAAUUUUCUUUAUAUUCUAAACAUUGAGUAUUAAUGCCCAGCUUUUGAGAAUACAAGACCUAACUUUGAUUUUAAACUAAAUGUAGAUAACGCCAUUUCAAACUCGGACUAUAUCUAAUUCGCCUUAGUAUUAUCAUAACAAAGGAUUAAGUACAUUUUGUAACGACUUUUCACUCGCCAGUGAUCGUCCAAUAUAAGUGCGAGCACGAACAUACUUUAAUACUUUGUAAGAAGCACGAUCGUUAUACUCACCGUGCGGUAUUCAACUGUUGUGUGGAAAAUAAAAUUCGCAAUAAAAAAAGACUGUUUAAAACUGGAUAAGUAUAGAUACUUGACAAAGCGUACAAUAAUAUCGACGUAGUAAUAAAAUAAAUCAAGCUGAAAAACAG